UACUGGGAAAAAAUGCCGUUACUAAACUUAUCUUACUAGCAACUCAUAAAGGGCUCUUUUAUUUUGAAGUACAAGCAACCCUAGCGGAAUUACUACAAAAUUGAUUAUACCAAAAGCAGGAAAAGAAAAUGCGAAACCUUAUCGUCUGCCUACAGUAGCAACAUUCCCUAAAUUUAAAUGCAUACGUACACUGCUCUUUCAACCUACAGCCUUAGACUAUUUCGGCCCAGUUGUCGUUAGGAGAGUACCAUUCACUUGUUUAACGACUGGAGUAAUACAUCUAAAAAUCGUAACGGAUUUGACAACAAAGUGUUUCAUGAACAGCCGAAAAAGAUUUAUUGCAAGAAGAAGAGUUUCUAAAGUGAUCUUAUACGACAACGCAACUACAUUUAAAGGACUCCAUCGUCUACUAGAGGAAUUAUGAAA
Molecule: messenger RNA, 426 nt
Organism: Enterobius vermicularis (human pinworm)
Lineage: Eukaryota; Metazoa; Nematoda; Chromadorea; Rhabditida; Oxyuridae
Source: the annotation of a GenBank genome assembly